Messenger RNA from Amoebophrya sp. A120, 2916 nucleotides. NCBI's taxonomy places the organism in Eukaryota, Dinophyceae, Syndiniales, Amoebophryaceae. The record is from the annotation of a GenBank genome assembly.
AAGAGACAAUUGUAAUUGGAAACUAAUUGGAGAGAGAAAUCCGCAAUGGGAGCAUUGACGCUUACGCAUCCCACAGGCACAGGCUAGCAGAGUAGAAAAACAAGCCACUUCUGCUCAUCGACGUUUUUUCACUUGUGCAGCUGCAAGAAGGCGCAAGACCAAAAGUCAAGAUGGCCGACGAGCCUGCUUUUGAGGAGGUCUGGCAGGACCGGGAGAUCAAAUUUGACCAGAACCCGCAGGUGCAGAAGUUGCGGAAGGGCGAGUUCUAUCUAGUGAAAAAGUUGGAUCGUGCACGUGGUUAGACUAAUCGCGACAUACUUGCAUGAAGUUCAUCAAGACAGCUCUGCUGCUUUCUCACGACAUGCUGAAUCUUUCCUUCUGAAAAUGUACAUUUGUGAUGCGGUUUUUUUGAUUCGCUAGUUCUACCAGUGCGAAGAUACCAACCUUGUAGAAAAAUGCAUAGUUUCCAAAUCGACAGCAUCAAUGCGGUGGAAGACACGAAGGGGAACAACGGGGAUCGCGGCAUGCUGAUCGUGACGAAUUUGCGCAUUCUCUGGACGUAUGGAUUGCAAAAAUGUCUGGGUGGUCUGGAAGGAUACAACUUGUGAUGCCACUUUUGGAAUCUACAUAAAAUCUGUAUUGCACGAACAGCAAAAGAGGUGUAAUUUGUGCUACGCGGAGAGGGCGUUUCUCAUGCGGUAUUAGCAUCAGAACGCCCUCGCAAAAUCUCUGAUGCUAGGGCAUGCAUCACAGACCUCAUGGGUCAUGCAAAAUCUGCAUGACAAACUCCUGCAUUCUUCCAGACCCAGACAUUUUUGCAUUUCAUAGGACGUCCGCGAAGUCAGCGCGAACGAAUCUGAGCAUCGGGUUCUCCUGCGUGACCAACGUGAACAUCAAGCUGGUCAACAGCCGCCUGCGUGGCAACACCCAGGCGCUGUUCGUGAUGACGCGGUUCAACAAUACCCGGUUCGAGUUCAUUUUCACUUCCCUGGUCCGCAACUCCCCCCGCUUGUUUACCACCACGCAAGCGGUCUUCAAAGCCUACGAGUCCACCAAGCUGUAUCGGGACCUGAAGCUCCGCGGAGCGAUCAUCAGCAACAAGGAGUUGUGCCUGCUCCCCAACGAGCAGGUUUACGAGAAGGUGCAGGGAAUCUGGAACCUUUCCUCCGACCAGGGGAACCUGGGGACCUUCACCAUCACCAACGUGCGCGUGGUCUGGUUCGCGAGUCUGGCCGAAAACUUCAACGUGUCGAUUCCCUACAUGCAGAUCAAGUCCAUCAACGUGCGCAACAGCAAGUUCGGACAAGCGCUGUAUGGAUUGUAAAAAUGUCUGGGUCUGGAAGAAUGCAUGUUUGUCAUGCUUGUCUGGCAUGAAUCUUAAAUCUGUCAUGCACUUUACCCAAGAGCUCCAUUCUUCUGUCAUGCAGAAACGCAGUUUGUCAUGCAGAAUAGGCAACACCUACCUAGAAGCCCAGAAACUUGCCAUGCAGAGGCAGCACUUGUGGCUUCCUCAUGAUAUGCCACCCAGCAUCACAAGUUUCCAGACCCAGACAUAUUUGCAAUGCAUACGCUGGUGUUGGAAACGACCCCCGGGUCCGGUUCCUACAUACUCGGAUUCCGAGCGGUAUGGAAGCGUCAGGUUUGAAAUCGUCAAAGUUGAAAUAAUUUGUAAUGCAUAAAAUGCGACACAAAAAGCGACUCUGUUGCAGAGGACCCACGGGAGGCAGAUUAUAGUCCUGGUAAGGGUCAAAAGUUGGACUGCUAACUAGCAUGACAGAAGGCAGCUCUUUUGCCCUAAACCGCAUGACAGACUCGCUUCCAGGACCGGGAAAAUUUGUCAUGCACCGACUACAAACUGUAGGUCUAACUGGUAUCCGUUUUAUGCAUGACAAACUAUUUCAACUUUGACGAUUUCAAACCUGACACAUCCAUAAGCGGACCCAGUCUCGCACCUGGAGGAAAUCCGGAAGCAGAUCGCAAAAUUGUGGAAAAUUUUCAGAUAUGCACCGCAAAAGAUAGGGAAAGACAGUAUAGCUCUACAGCUUUCUGAGCAUUCUACUUGGUUGCCACGGGGAUAAAGAAGAUCUGGUGGAGUAAGGGUCAAGAUAUGCAAUUCGGCCUGGUGAAAAAUACAAAUUGAUAUUGAAGAGUAAGGAGUGUGAUGCACUUCGCUUCCACUCGCUGCUCCAAUUGUGCCCUAGUACCGCUGUCGUGCAGGAUUUUGGAUACAUGACGUUUUACUUCUUUUGCUUAUGCUUUUGCCGUGGAUAUCACCCAGAAUCCGGUUUUUGGGGUUGAUUUCACGAUCAGUAAGCCCGAGGAUGACGAAGAAAACGAGGACGGCGGUCCUGCCGCCGCGAACAAACCGCCGGUGCCCGUGCCGCAGAAGGAGGACGACAUUGAGCUGUUAGACAACGACGACGUCGUGGAGCCGUCGAUGCUGUACCAUGCGGACGGCGAGAAGGAUUUUAUCACCCAGGAGCCCGUGUUCAACGCGGAGAUUGGGCUGGCGAUGGAACGACUAAAGGAGGGAGUCACGCUGGAAAAGCUCUGGAGUGUGGUGUAGGGAACACGAACCUUGGAAUAAAAUACAUAGUAGCACAUCGACAAUGCGUAGUACGUGUAUUCUUUGCAGGCUAUCAUCUGGAGGUAGUUCAUCUCCUGUACAGAAGAUGAGCGCCAGGUGGAGUCACAAGUGCUGGGCGAGCAACCCCAUUAAGACUCAAUCGCUCCUCGUACUACGUAGUUUUUUUUUCAAUAAAGUAGAAGUUGAUCAGCUUGAGGAAGAUAGAACUAGAAUUCCACCUUCGGGACCUACGUACUUUAGCCGGCUCAACGUUCCCGUCUAAAUGCAUAGGAGGUUUGGCGCUGUUUGACUGCGGCGCAUCAUCGAAAAUAGGGCGGGUUUUAUUGCGG